CCCAAGCGUCCGAGAAUUGCAAGACUGCAAGUCAUGAAUUACGAUUCGGGAACCGAACGCCAACCGCCAAGUGCCAACUCUGCGAAUCUGCUAACGCCUCUGCCAGACCGCAACUCAUCGAAGAAGACGAAGGCGGAAGGUCAACUGUUGACUGUUCGACUAGACGAACUCACAAACGCGGGACGCGGACGCCGGGCGCUGAGUCGCCCAGACACCGACGAAGCAAUAGCUGCGACAGUGCGACGCUUGGCCGCCUUCUGCCCGGCCUUGCCGACCUGCGAUUCGGAUACUUCUCAGCCCCUUCGGCCCCCCUCCCUUCUCAGUUGCCACCUGCUGCCUCCUGGUUGGAGGGUGUUCCAAUGCUACCAUUUCUUGGGGAGGCUACCAAAUUGAACCUUCACCUUUUGUAUACUUUUUGGCCAUAUUGAAACUGGACUUUGAAACUCUCUCAAUAUUGCCCAGGACAGAGAGGUUAUCGUGAUAUUUCAAAUCCGGCGGGUUAUUGUGCGUCCCCCAAUAACCUAUUUCACGUCAUGGCUUUGUCGACUUGGGCAAUCGGAAGCUCUGUUAAUUUACUUCCUUCUUCUUCUUGUUCCCAGAUUACUCCAUUUCCAAUAUGUAAACCCACAGCUAAGACAAAUUCCCGAUCUUCGCCCUCGCGUCACAUUUGCUGCAAUCUUCGUCAAGUCCGAGAGAGAAUCGAGGCAGUAAAAAACACACAAAAAGUCACAGAGGCCAUGAAAUUGGUGGCCGCCGCAAAGGUUCGGAGAGCUCAAGAGGCUGCCGUCAGUUCUAGACCCUUUGCUGAGGCCCUUGUUGAGGUUUUGUACAACAUCAACGAGCAGCUCCGGUGGGAAGACGUCGAAGUCCCUUUAACAGCCGUUCGUCCUGUGAAAAAAAUUGCGCUGAUUGUCGUCACCGGUGAUAGAGGCCUCUGUGGAGGUUUCAACAAUGCCAUCUUGAAGAAAGCUGAGAUUCGUAUGAAGGAAGUGAUGGAUCUUGGCUUGGAUUGCACCAUCAUUAGUGUUGGGAAAAAGGGGAAUUCUUAUUUUUCUAAGCGGAGGGAGAACAAAACAGUGGAUAGUUAUGUGGAAGGAGGGAAAUUUCCAACCAUAAAGGAUGCACAAGUAAUAGCAGACAAUGUUUUCUCUUUAUUUGUGAGUGAAGAGGUUGAUAAGGUGGAGCUGUUGUAUACAAAGUUUGUGUCUUUGAUCAAGUCUGAGCCUAUAAUUCACACUUUGCUUCCAUUGUCCAAAAAGGGAGAGGUUCGAGAUGUGAAUGGGAAGACCAUUGAUGUGGAGGGGGAUGAGUUCUUUAGGUUGAGCACAAAGGAGGGGAAACUAACAGUGGAGAGGGACCAUUAUAGUAAAAAUGAAAACAGAAGAGGGUUUUUGCCUUAUAUGCAGUUUGAGCAAGACCCUGCACAGAUUCUUGAUGCAUUGAUGCCUCUUUACUUGAACAGUCAAAUUUUGAAGGCACUUCAAGAGUCAUUUGCAAGCGAGCUUUCAUCAAGGAUGAAUGCAAUGAGUAAUGCCACUGAUAAUGCGAUCGAGCUGAAUAGGAACCUCUCCAUUGCUUAUAACCGGCAGAGGCAGGCUAAGAUCACUGGUGAUAUAUUGGAGAUUGUUGCUGGAGCAGAUGCUUCCCUUACAUAGGGUGACUGUAACGAAUAUCUGAAAAGCCCUUUUGAAUCUGUUUAAGAAAGCUACAUCAGAUCCUGAUGUCAGUACUUGAGAGGAGGAAUGGGGGCUGGUUGUACAGCAAAGGUAGCACCGGUUGGACCUCAAUCGGGAGUGAAGAACUUCAAGAAAAAGAUGUAUGGGACUGUUUCCAGCAUGGAAGGGAAAAAGAACUGAGCAGUCCCACUGUCCAACAAGAAUCUGCUGCCUCCUGUUGUGUCCUAAGGCUGAUGCCAACUGCAGCAAAAAUGAUCCCAAGAACAUCCUCCAACCAGAAUCCACCACCCACUCAUGAACCCAAAAUCAUUCAACACUCAGCUCCAGUCAUCAUCCCUGAUUGGUCAAAAAUAUAUAGAACUGGUUCAAACCAGGCCACUACUUACACCCCGCCAUUUCUGGGUGAUAGUUAUGAUCAUAGUAGCCAAGCCGAGGAUGAAGGUUAUGGAUUCUUUAGAGGCGGUUGGGAUAGUGGAGGUGAAGACGAAAAAGAAGAUGAUGAAUUUGAUGACGGCCUGAUAGUGCCACCACAUGAAUGGCUUGGUAGGAGGAAGACUUCAGGAAGCAAGAUAUUUUCUUUCUCGGUGUGUGAAGGUGCUGGGACGACCUUGAAGUGGAGAGAUCUGAGCAGACUUAGAAAUGCAGUAUGGACCAAAACUGGUUUUCUUGAAUUAUAACAGUAUAGGAGUAUAUGACAUUAUUUAUUUAUACCUUUUGUGAUUGCAUACUAGUGAUGUUAAAUGUAGAAUUUGGUCCUAUGAAAACCUGGCAAGGGUUCUGUGUUAGUUUUUCAUCCCUCAAUGUUGGAAUUUCCAAUAUAUGUUUAACUCCAUGACUCGGUCAAAAUCAAGAGCAAUACGUUCAAUUCCAGUAAAAAUAGUGUGCGAAUUCCGAAAUAAUAGUGUGACUGUGCAAAUAUUGUUUAUUUACUUCUGGGUUGGAAGAAAAUGUGUAGUGGCGGACUAAGAGCAUC
Messenger RNA from Cuscuta europaea, 2649 nucleotides. The record is from the annotation of a GenBank genome assembly. Lineage: Eukaryota; Viridiplantae; Streptophyta; Magnoliopsida; Solanales; Convolvulaceae.